Molecule: messenger RNA, 10509 nt
Organism: Neospora caninum
Lineage: Eukaryota; Apicomplexa; Conoidasida; Eucoccidiorida; Sarcocystidae
Exons: 21
Coding region: 1-10509 (3502 amino acids)
Biological process (GO): response to glucose; glycolytic process
Cellular component (GO): cytosol; 6-phosphofructokinase complex
Molecular function (GO): 6-phosphofructokinase activity
Source: RefSeq, a predicted model, not a curated record
AUGUUGAUGCAGCCAUCAAAGAGCCUGUCUCCUUUGGAGGCGGAGCGUCUCCAGGAUCCGCCGCAGCUGCCACGCUGCUUCGCAGUUCCCCCGUCGCGGCCCUCGGCUGGUCCUCCCCACCGCGGAGCGUCCCCGACUCGCGGCGCUUCGCACCCUGACAGCUUCUCGAUGUCUCCGGCGCUCCACCCUGCAUCGCCCUUUGUCGAAAUCGCUGCUGAGUUCCUUCACCCCCGACACGCUCACGGCACUUGUCGCGCGCCGCCCCUGCGUCUUGCUUCUGCAUCCGUUCUUCCCUAUUCUCCCUUUGUCGUUGAGGAAGUCCACUUAGAUGUCGAGGUCCUGGGCGAGCGCCAGUCGCUCGGAGACAAGGAGGGGCCUGCCGGGGGGACGAGACACGCCGAAGAUGCAGAAUCCAAUCGGCCGGCACGCGACGCGGAAACCUCGCCUUUUUCAGGAACGAAGGACGGGGAGGAUGAGCUACGAAAUGGGCCUUUGGACGAAGAUGAAGGCGCGCACAAGCGUAAGCCGCCAGUGCGGGAGGAAAGGCCCCAGAGAGAAGAAACGGAGACGCCUCGAGCGUCAUCGCCUCCAUGCGAGGGAGAGCGACCUCGAGUCGAAGCAGCGGAGCUCGCGCGUAGUUUCACUCCUGGCGACGCACAGACAGCCGCUGCGGACGUCCCCCAAGUUCCUCGCUCAGCUCUGCCUUCUUCGCUUUCUUCGCCGGAAACCGACACCGGCUCAGAGAGCCGCUGCUCUGGCGCGGAGAAGCCCUCACAGGGGCCGAGAGCCCUCGCGGGUCCCAGCCAGGGCCGGGAUUCCCCACGGGCUGCUCAGUCUCCUUCGGGCGCCGAACCUCUUUCCUCCCGCUUUGUCGCCGCGCCGGAGAAGCAGGGGAAGAGCCAUGGCCAGCCGCGCCCACGGCAAGAGACAGAGAAAGGCGCGCAAGUCGCAGCGAAGUUGCUGGAUUUCGAUCCGCAAAUCCUGCACCACUUCCCGAUGCUCGCGAAUGCGAAUACCCGCAUCUACCAGUUCGUCCAGCGUAGGUACAUUCGGAAGAUCGACGGCUCGACGUCCGCCUCCCGGGUGUCUCUCGGCGAGAGUGGGGGAUGGUCGCUGCCCGAUACCCAGCCCCAGCCCGCGCGUGGAGGGACGGCGCAGCGACGUUCUGGAAUGGCGCGAUGCAUUCCGAACGCGAUUUCGCUUCCGAAUCUCGCACACGCGGCGACGGUCCUCGCCGCCAUGGGUCUGGAGCAGCUUUCCGGGCCGCCGGAGCCCGUACGCCAGAGCACCGCAGACAGGGGAGACAGUGGAAACAGCGGAGAAGAGGUUGGUGCGCGCACAAUGUGGGCGCAGCGUGGGGUGCCGCCGUCGUCGCCGUCGCAUGGCGAUAGGCACGGCCUAAGGCGAAGUACCACAGGCAACAGAGGCGGAAGUUCUCCACACCCUGGAAGCAAGGUUCGGGAUACAGCUGACGAGAACGAAGUCCGCCUGCGUAGCUUCCCUGGAGGUGGAAACGCGAGAGCAGACGCUACCAGCGACACAGACGCCACAAACAAGGGACUGUCCCCGCACGCGCUCGCGGAGUCGUCGUCCUCCUCUUCGAGACUUUCCACUUCGGAUGCCGCCGCACGCGACGCGGGCGUCCCGGUACGAAGUUCAGGUGGACGAACAGGUCGUGGAGAAACAAGUUCUUCUGGUCGCGCCCGUGGCCGGGAAGACAGGGCGUGCCUGUCUGCGGUGUGUGGCCGAGACAGGCUCCGCCACAUCGACGGCGCAGAGCGAGAGGACCACGUCCCGUUUCCUUCGGCCGCUGGACUGCGGCAGGGGCUCGAGGCCGACGAGGAGUCGCAGCGAAACAGCCCUAAAGACAAGGCGGAAGCACAGGCAGAUGCAGUAGGGGCGACACCGUUCGCCAUGGCGAGCGAGCGGCCGAGCUACGGGAAAGAAGAGCCCUCGCCACCGUCUGCGUCUGCCUCGUUCUUCCCGCAGGUCCCCCCAGCUCGAACCGAGAAGAAGCUUCUGCCUCCCCUGCGGCUCGGAGUCGUCGUGGGAGGCCUGGCGCCCUCGUCGGGCGUGCACAAUGUGAUCGUGGGCCUCUCGCAUUUUCUUCGCGACUUCACGCGGGCCAGCGCCCCAGACUGCGUCUGUCAGCGGGGUCGCCGAAUAAACGACGGGCCGGGAGACGAGGCUGGAGCCUCGCAGAGUGCGCAUUUCGCGCCGUCGCGCAGCAACACUCCCUUUCCCCAAACGCCGACCAUUCGCCAGUCAAUCUCCGAGCCGUCGAACCUCGGCGUUCGCGGCACAGGCGAAGAAGGGACACGCAAGGCGACCGCCAGAGAAGGAAUGCGAGACGAGGCAGAGGCGCGGGAAGCCGACGACGCAAGACCCGCUGGAGUCGGGUCACCUCCCGCGCCUCUGCACGACGCUGGACGCUUUCCGACCUACCACGCAACUUCUUGUGCAUCCACGUUUGCUUCCUCUGGGCGGUUUUCGGCGCAAGGCGAAGAGGCGAAGCGCGUGCGUGACGAGGCCACUGGGCGCACCCCCAGGGGCGAAGGCGAGCCGGACGGCCUGAGUGCGUGUAGCUGCAGCAAAUUGAUUGGUUUUCUCGACGGCGCGCUCGGUCUCGCCAAGGACGACUUCAUUGAGCUCACUCAAGAGACUGUUGCAAGCUACCUGAACAUGGGCGGAUGUGAGUUGCUCGGGUACCGCGCGUUCAAGUCUCUCACGGAUUUCUCCAUCAGCCGAAUUCAGCAGGUGUGCGAGAAGCACGGCCUCCACGGCCUCGUGAUCGUGGGAGGCGCAGAAGACCUCCAGGCCGCGACGCAGCUGGCACAUCGAUUCCUGCAAGAAGGCCUGCGAACGCGCGUCGUCGCGGUGCCUCACAGCGCGCGAGGGGAGUUGCACUGCGAGGAGUUUCUCCCCAUCACGCUCGGGUUCGAUAGCGCCAGAAGCAUGUUGUCCGAGUUCUGUGGAAACAUAGCGCUGGACAGCUCCAGCAGCAAGAAGUACUACCACUUUGUGCGGUGCUCCUCGAGCAACCUCACCCUCGAAUGCGCUCUGCAAACCAGGCCGACAAUGUGCCUAACAGGCCUUGAGUGCGACAUAGAAGGGUGGACGUUAGAGAGAAUCGUUGAGGCCAUUUGCGACGUGAUUGUGAAGAGACGCAAACUUCUGGGAAAGCGAUCCGGCACCAUUCUCCUGUCCGAAGAACUCGUCGAGAAUCUCCCAGAGGCAGGGCGCGCCGACUCGGCGUCUUCCGCGGCGCCCGCCUGGGCGGUCCAGCCGCCGACAGAAGCCUCCCUUUGUGCUCUGCUUCCCGCGCGUCUGGCUCGGGCCUUUCGGCUGCUCCCUGCCUACGCUCGGCGGUCUCUUAUGCUCCAACACGACUGUCGAGGAAGACCCUUACUGCCCGCCAUUGAGGCCGAGGCUUUGCUCGCGCAGCGCGUUGAGAAGGAACUCCGAAAAAGGAAAACUGCAGGGGAUGCGCGCUGCGUGGAGACGUUCACGUACCGUCUGCACUAUCUGGGCCAGGAGGGGCGCUGUCCCCUCCCCACACGCUUCGACUGCAGCUUGGGCUACGCCCUAGGGACUGUCGCAGGGGCCAUCGUCUCCUUUGGGCUGACGGGGUACAUGGCGUGUGUGAGAAACGUCCACCUGCCUCUCGAUCGCUGGGAAGCGUGCGCCCUGCCUCUGGUCUGCUUGUUGAAGCCUUCGCCUCGUCCGCCGUCUCCGGCAUCAUGUGGUCCUGGCGCGUCUUCUGUCCAUCCGGUUCGCGGAGAAGACCGCGAGCGAGGGACCGACUGGAAGAAGCGCCAAGCGAAUCCAGCAGACGCCGAAGCCUCCGGUGGGUCCACACCCGACGCUGGAAACAGUUCUCGCCAGGCAACAGCCCAGCGCGACGAGGAAGGGAGGGCUCCAGAGGGCGAUCUGCACACUUCACCGCAAGGCCACGCUCAACCUCGUGAGGUGUAUGGACACGCGUUUCGCUCCAGAGCCGGAGACCCCGCGGGCCUCGCGCGCGGGACCCACCAGCCGCUGGCAGUCCCGACCAUUCCGCCGUAUCGCCUGGCAGCGGACAGCAACUUGUUUCGCUGCUACAAGCGGGUAAAAAACUCGUGGAAGGUCUACUGUCUGUACAGGAGCCCGGGGCCUGUGAGUUUCGCGCCGACGCCGCGCUUGACUCUGACGCUGUGUCCCGCCUGCCACCGCUACAUGAGUUUCUGUAUCUGCGCGCCUCCGUGUCACUCUGCUUUCCGGCCUUCUCCCGCGCCCCUGUCUCCUGCGCUCGGCGAUUCUUCGGUCCAUGCCGCGGAGGCGCAGUGGCAGUCAGCAGCACGUGGUUCGUCUUCUUCGGCGUCGGGACGAGGCGAAGCCAGCGGCGGAGCGAAAAGGGGACUGCGAGCGGUAGACGGCGCGGACGGAGACGGUGGAGCAGAGACUCUGAGACGAAAAAGACAGGAGCUGAAGGCCACGGAAGUCCAUGACGGGAGUAUUCCCCUGAUGCUCGUUGCCCAGUUUUGCUCGCCUCUAGAAACAUUGUUGCGUGUGCAGCCGUUGAAACUGAAAAGGUCAGAGUUCACGGCCCUGUUUGCCUCGCCGGAGACCGGAGACGCUUCCCCUGUCACUGACGCUUCCCGCGGCCUCCUCCAAAUUGCCGCCGACCCCUGCUUGAGUCGCAACAGGAAUUCCGAGGUGCCCACCGCGUCUUGUGAUCUCCCCAGAGACGCCGGCGGCGCUUUGCCUCAAGCGCCAGCAGGCGAAGAGGAAAGGCCCGAAACGAGGACAGCGGGCGACUCGGCAAGUGAACUGGGGAAACUCUCAGAAGGGGGCCAGGCGGGGCGCUGGCCUCACUCAGGAGACCGAGAAGGUGAGAUGAUGCGGAAAGCGGGAGCGGCGCCGAGCGACGAGGGAACUAGCGACGAUGCUCUUUUAGGGGGUGAAGCAGACUGGAUCGAAGACGCGGGGUCUGACAGUGAAGCGGAGGAUGCAGAGGAGCGGGUGUUUCCCCUGGAACCGCCGACUCUGUUUCUCAACUGCCGGAGACGCUGCCAGCUUUCGUACUUCCAAAUCUGUCGUCUCGACUACAAGCCGAAGCUGCCCGCAGUCUUCUUCAAGCCCUUCACUCUGGCGUGCAUGGAUAUUACUGCAGUUAUUUCCUCGAACCCCGUGCUGCUUCAGCGAAUCUUCCCACUGACCCACAAUCUGCGUGCGAUCGACGUCGUCCCCAUGCAGCAGCUUCUGGACGCGGAUCCGUGGACGCCCGCCCCGCUCCCGCCUUCCAGUUCGCUUCUUCGUUUCUGGCGCUCGCCGGCACCCGCCGUCGAUGGGCGCUCUUCCCCGCCCGCCCUGCCGCCUCCCUGUCUGCCUUACCACCUGAAAAGGGGUGCGAAGCGAGAGAGCACGCGAGCGCAGGAUGCACGCGGCAGGGAGCAGUCGCUAGACAGCCGAGAAGGAGGCGCGAGAGGCGGGGGAACGCCCUGCGCAGACCCAAGCGACGCGCAGGCGCUCGGCGCCCCGGCGUCGACCGCGAGAGUCCUCAGCGGGGGCGCAGAGGCGGCCGAGGCGGGGCAGGGAUGCGGAGACACGCCGGCCGAGCGGGCCCGCGAGACGAAAGAGAGGCAGAGGGGCGAAGGCGGGGAACGUGGCGAUGUGGAGAAGGAAGGAGAGGAGAGGCGAGUGAGAGAAGUGAUGAACUAUGCAUGUCCACCUGGGCAUCCUGACGACGGCAAGCGGGUGUACAGGGGGGAAACGAAGCCUAGAGGGAGCGAAGGCAGGGAGAGACCGCCAACGCACAGUGCCGCCUAUGAACAUCCAGCGAUCUCGCGGCCUGUCUCGCCGUCGCCGGGAGGCAUGGCCGAAGCGCUGAGGUCGGCAGCCACCACGCCGUCGCGAAGAGGAGGCACUUACGAAGGCCCCGGGGAGGGGCUGCGCAGGGGAGAAGGCGAGAAGAAACUCGCCCCGCCUCCGCAGUUUGUGGGCGUCCAUCGCGGCGGCUUGGCGCUGCGAGCUGACGCGAAUCUCGGAGAGGCACUGCAGUUCGACGCCCACGAGACCGCCAAUUCCGCAGCGCCGUUCUUUGCCCCAAGCCCGCUUGACCCUUCACCGGCUUCGCCUUCCUACGCGUCCCUCCCACAUGUCUCCUUGAUGGCGGAGAAGCCCCGCCGCGUGUCUCCCUAUCCGGCUGCUUUCCCUUCUGCAGCAUUCGUGGCGCCCGUGGCUGCGGCCCCUCCGCCGCUCUCGGAGACGCUUGCGGGACUCGAGGGGACUCCGCGGAAGCACGCACAAGCCGGCGAACUCGCGCCUCCCGAGCCGGCCGCAGUCGGGCCUUCAGGCGGGUGGGCCCCGGGGUCUCCUGCGCCCCACGUGGGCGGCUCGGAAGGGAUUGCCACCCUUUUCGCGCGCCCUACGGCGGGGACCAGUGACACGCAGAGGACCGGCGGGCCGCCCGCGAUGGCGCGGAUUAUCUCGCCCUCGUUAGUGGCUGUGUCGGCGGCGGAGGCCUUCGGGCGCCCCGCGCAAACGGCCUUUGACACGCCAAGGAGCGGGCGCGGGCGUGUGGAAGCGGCGGCGCGAGGCGAGGGCGCAGAAGCAAUCGGCCAAGGAGUCUGCGCAGAUGCGAGGGGAGCAAAUCGCGACACUACUGCGAGAGGAGACGGAAGACCACAACCCGGUUCUUGGAAAGUCGAAGGAGGCCCGAACCGAGACUCUGGAACGAGGCAUCUCCGAUUGCACCCUUUGGGGAUUGUUCGUGUCGCCUCCGCUCCGCAGAGAGAGUUCCCCAAAGUGGAGGACGAAGACACGUUCCAGCCUUCGCAUUUCGUCGCCUCUCACUCAACAGGCCACCCUCCUCUAGGGCUCCGACCGGGUCCCCACAGUGGCAGGAACUCCAGGGAAGGAAGCCUUGUGGCCCCUGGCGUCGGGGCUCGGUCCCCGCCCGACCGGUCUCCAGUCGCGCCCGAUGGAGCCCAACGGCCCCAGUCACGGGCCUCUCUGGGGCCUUCGCUCCUCAGCAGCGACAGGGCACUGGGCCCCCGAGAGACGCAUGCGCCCGGGGGACCUGCUGGCGCAGACAACGUAAGAAGCCGGUCCGAUCCUUCUCAGACAGCGAGUGCGCUCGCGAGUCCAGAGCCCUCCCGCCGUCUUCUCAAACCACCCGACAGAGGAAGAGGCGCCGACACUUCUCCCGGAGCAGAGAGGCGGGUGGGCGACAGCGCGGGAGACAGACCCACGAGGAGAGCGGUAGAGGGAGAAGGGGGAACGACGGCACUUGCGUCUGUGAGAGUCCAGUCUUCUGCGUUUGUCGCGUGUCUGUUGAGAGGCGACGAGGAUCAGAGAGAGGGGCGAAGCUCCGCGUCAAGCGCCACAGCGUCUGGUGUCGUGAGACGAAACACGCUGAUCGAUAUCCGCAGCUCGGCCUCGCCUGUCGUGAUGCUCCGCUACGAGUCUGGGCGAGCCGAGAGUCUCAGGCUGGAGAGGGGCGGGAGCGGCAGGACGCGGUUCUCGUUCGAUUGCUGUGAGGCGCGACGGGCGCCAACAGAGGAACGCUGGAGAAGCCUGUCGCCUUCCCACGGUGAAGGUCCACCAGCUGGAGACGCCUCGGCGGUGCCUCCUCUCACGCGCGAUGAAGGCGCCGCGCGAGCGUCUUUGUCGCGCGCGGGCCUGAGCACGAAAGGCAAAAGGCGAGUCUCUCCGGCUUCCCUGUAUUUCUCUUCGCCUUCUUUCAGUUCUUCCUCCCUGGGUGCAUCCGCGCAGAUGCGAGGGGGCGAGGAGGGCAAACUCGAAGCUGCGAACCAAGAAGGCCUCCGCGAAGGGGAAGGUGGAAGCGAGAGAGAACAAGCAGAAAUGCGAGACGGCAGGAGCGAGGGAGAAGAAGGCCCGCCGCCCUCUCGGGGAGUGAAGCGAGAACCCCAGCUAACGGCGAAGGCCAACGAGGGGCACAUCGAGCCUAAACUCUGCCUGAGUAGAAAAUCCUCGCGCGUCAAUCUCGUCGAGAGUCAAGAGCCUCUGAGGAUCGCUGUAUGCUUCUUCGGGCGGCAAGCGCCUGGGGGCCUGAACGCAGUCAUGGGGGUUUUGGAGUACUUGGAGAAUUUGGCGCCCAAGGGCGUCUGCAUCGGAAUUCUCGGAGGCAUUUUGGGCCUUGUUCACGGCUGGUACACGAUCGUCGACAAGCAGUCUUUCUCGCUCUUUCGAAAUCAAGGCGGCCUCGAUCUCUUGUGCAGGACGACGGAGCAUUUCAGCAACGAGUUCGAGCUUCAACAGUGCAUCAAAACCAUCAAGGCGCUCCGCCUCGAUGGGCUCGUCGUCCUCGGCGGCACCAGCGCUGUCAGCGACGCAGCGAUUCUCACUGAGUACCUUCUCGACGCAGACACGCAAACGUGUGUAGUCGGUGUCCCCAUGACUGUCGACAACGGCAUGCCUUUCAUUGAAGCGUGCCUCGGCCACGACACGGUCUGCCGCGUCUUCAACAGCAUCAUUGGGAGUUUGAUGCGAGAGAGCCGGAGCUCGAAAUGCUGGUACUUCAUCCGCGUUUCCGGCAAGUGUCUUUCCCACUUAGCCGCCGAAUGCGCUCUCGACACCCACCCGAACCUCGUCCUGAUCAACGAAGAAAUCGAACAGAAGCGGAUGGGGGCGAUGGCGUUAACGAAUUUGAUCAGCGACAUCGUGGAGACGCGUGCCGGCCUAGGUCUGCACUACGGAACUGUGCUUCUCCCUGACUCACUCCUGGCGCAUUUGCCCGAAAUGCACAUGCUGAUUAACGAAGUGGACGCAUGCUUUGAAAGUGGCUUUUACGCUCAAACGGAAGAAGGCCUCGAACUCUUGCGGGCGCGCCUGACGCCGUGGAGCGCCGCGCUCUUUAGCAGCCUUCCAAAGGGGAUCCAAUGGCAACUCGCCUUCAACAAAGAUCAAACUUACCGGGUGGACCUUACGGCUAUUGACACAGAAGUGCUUUUGAAGAGGCUCGUUGAGAGAGAGCUCGCGAGACGCAAGAGCAUCGGCGCCUUCCGGAAGGGACAGUUUCUCUGCAAAACGCACUUCCUCGCGUACCAGGGCCGAUCUGCAGCUCCCACGAACUUCGACGCCGACCUCGGGUUUUCGUACGGCUACACAGCUGCGGUGUUGGUGGAUGGCGGCUGCACUGGCUACAUGGCGCAGAUCAGCAACUUGGUGCGCGAUCCCUCCGAGUGGUCCGUCAGUGCCGUGCCGUUCACCUGCUUGGUGGAUGUUCAGCCGGUGAAACCGAGUGUGACGCACCCGUGCGACAAGUCCUCGCACGUGCGCCAGCCCCCACGCCACGGCUACCACGUUUGGUCUUCCAGGGCUACAAAUCAUGCGCCUCACUCUUCCGGGCAUGUGCCAGGUCGACCCGUGCCUUCGGCGGCUUCUCACACGUCUGAGGACUCGAAACGCGAGCGAGACGCCCCCCCCCGCGCUGCUUCGUCCUCGGCAGGGUCGGCUGUCGUCCUCAUGUUUCGCGUGGAAGUUCCUCUUCAAAAGUUGUCUCUUCAGGGGGCCAUGUUUCGGACUCUCGCCCUCUCGCGAGCGGAGUGGGCCCUCGGCGACUGCUUCUCCAGUCCUGGGCCAGUGCAGUAUGAAGGCGCCGCGAGUCGUGUGCGCCUCAACUCGCUUCGCCUGCCGUCGACAGAUCCCACAGUGAAACUAAAGAAAAUCUCCCAACUUUGCAGCCAGGUGAAAAGUUUGUGCAGUGUGAUGGCGACACCGCCCGUGUUGAAGACGGCCGAGUCUUCUCUUUACAGUCUCGUGGAGGUGCUCUCCACGCUGUCAAGGAGUGAACGCAAUCAAGACCUACAGUUCUACGAUAUUUCCCACGUCCUGGCGCAGCGCUUCACAACGAAGGCUUGGUUGUCCGCAGCAGACUCGCUUCCACUGUCGAGUCUCCCCUCGGCCUUUUCCUCGCUUCCCGAGCCGGGACUUGCAGAGCCUCAGUGGGGGGCGGGUGGACCGGGAAACAGUUGUUUCCUCUCUCCUUCCUACGCGGGGCGAGGCCCGAAGCCGUGGGCACGUGGGGACUUCGCAUCCAGUCCCCUGCCUGCUCAGUUCAGGUUGUGCGAAACUGACGAGCGACAGACAGAGGCAGGCCGAGAGCGGGAACCUGGCAACGAGGCGCGCCGGACGCGAGACUCCGACCCAGAGAAGAACGGAGACAUUACAGGAAACAGAUCCGGUUCUCUGGUGGCUUUCCAGGCUCUCACGGCUCGGCCUUAUCGCACUGGCCGCGGCGGGAGACGCGAGUGGGGCGACGGAGAGAGCGACACGAUGCCGCGAGGAAACGAGGAAGCCGGCCAGGCAUUUGCGCAGGACGCGACAGAGGCAGGAGGCGGGGACGGAAUCGGCACGGAGCGCUCAGGCCCGAGAGAAGAGGAAAUAGAAACGCUGUGGAGCGGCGAGGGCCACGCAGCGACGAAACGUCUGCCGAGUUUUUCUCUCGUCUGUCUAAAUAAGGCCUCGAGCAACUACGCUGUCCAGCACUUUCAGGAACGGCGCUGA